Molecule: messenger RNA, 3169 nt
Organism: Candoia aspera
Lineage: Eukaryota; Metazoa; Chordata; Lepidosauria; Squamata; Candoiidae
Product: mediator of RNA polymerase II transcription subunit 17
Exons: 13
Coding region: 38-1978 (646 amino acids)
Biological process (GO): regulation of transcription by RNA polymerase II
Cellular component (GO): mediator complex; core mediator complex
Molecular function (GO): transcription coregulator activity
Source: RefSeq, a predicted model, not a curated record
UCGAUCCGGGACGCUGCGGAGCCGCCUAGGAAGGACGAUGUCGGGGCUUCGGGCGGUGCGGAUCAGCAUCGAGUCGGCCUGCGAGAAGCAUGUGCAGGAGGUGGGCCUCGACGGGAGUGAGACGUACCUGCAGCCGCUCUCCAUGUCGCAGAACCUGGCCCGCCUGGCGCAGCGCAUCGAUUUCAGCCAAGGCAGCUCCGGUUCCGAAGAGGACGAGCCCGCACCGGCCGGCGAGAGUCGCGACUGGCCCGGCGGGGAGGAGGAGGAGGAGGAAGGCCUGAUAAAAUUUCAGCCUUCUCUUUGGCCUUGGGAUUCAGUGAGGAAUAACUUAAGGAGUGCUUUGACAGAGAUGUGUGUUCUUUAUGAUGUUCUCAGCAUAAUCAAAGAUAAAAAAUUUAUGACUCUAGAUCCAGUUGUACAAGAACCACUUUCUCAGAAGCAGAAUCCUCAGGUUUUCCAAAUGAUCUCCAAGAAAAAGUCCUUAGCUGGGGCAGCCCAGAUUCUUCUGAAAGGAGCAGAAAGGUUAUCUAAAUCUGUUGCUGAGAACCAAGAAAAUAAGCGGCAAAGAGAUUUCAACUCAGAAUUGCUCAGGUUGAGACAGCACUGGAAGCUGAGAAAAGUGGGAGAUAAAAUCCUUGGAGAUUUGAGCUACAAGAGUGCAGGGUCUCUCUUUCCUCAUCAUGGCACAUUUGAGGUAAUAAAAAACACAGACAUUGAUCUGGAUAAAAAGAUUCCUGAUGAUUACUGCCCUCUAGAUGUUCAGAUUCCUAGUGAUUUGGAAGGUUCUGCCUAUAUUAAGGUAUCUAUUCAGAAACAAGCACCAGAUAUAGGGGACCUUGGUACAGUCAAUCUGUUUAAAAGACCUAUUUUGAAAUCUAAGCCAGGGGCUCUGCAUUGGCAAACAAAGCUGGAGACUGCACAGAACGUUCUUUUAUGCAAAGAAAUAUUUGCUCAGCUUUCUCGGGAAGCUGUGCAAAUCAAAUCACAAAUUCCUCACAUUGUUGUGAAGAACCAGAUCAUUUCCCAGCCCUUCCCAGGCUUGCAGCUAUCCAUUUCCUUGUGCCACUCCUCAGAAGACAAGAAAUCCCAAAAAUCCCCCUCCGAGAGGCAAGCUCCAGAGGAUGAUCUUUAUGUUUUAGAACAUAAUCUGCACCAACUGAUCAGAGAGUUUCACAAGCAGACCCUGAGCUCCACCAUGAUGCCUCAUCCAGCUAGUGCUCCUUUCGGCCAUAAAAGAAUGAGACUGGCAGGACCUCAGGCUUUUGAUAAGAAUGAAAUCAGCUCCUUGCAACCCAGUGAGGGGCUGCUGGAGAAGAUCAUAAAGCAGGCAAAGCACAUCUUUCUGAGGCGCAGAACCGCUCAAACGAUUGACAGUCUUGCCAGCCGUAUCGAGGAUCCCCAGAUUCAGGCCCACUGGUCCAACAUCAGUGAUGUCUACGAGUCAAGCGUCAAGGUUCUCAUCACCUCCCAAGGUUAUGAGCAGAUAUGCAAGUCCAUUCAACUGCAGUUGAAUAUUGGCAUUGAACAGAUUAGAGUGGUGCACAGAGACGGAAGAGUGAUCACCCUGUCCCAUCAAGAGCAAGAGCUACAAGAUUUCCUUCUUUCUCAGAUGUCACAACAUCAGAUUCUUGCAGUUCAGCAGCUGGCCAAAGUUAUGGGGUGGCAUGUGCUCAGUUUCAGUAAUCACGUGGGGCUGGGCCCAGUAGAGAGCAUUGGGAAUGCAUCUGCCAUAACCAUAGCAUCACCAAAUGGAGACUAUGCUAUUUCAGUACGUAAUGGUCCGGAAAGUGGCAGCAAAAUUAUGGUGCAAUUCCCACGAUGUCAGUGCAAAGAUCUCCCUAAAAGUGAUGUGUUGCAAGACAAUAAAUGGAACUACCUGCGUGGCCCCUUCAAGGAAGUCCAGUGGAACAAAAUGGAAGGGCGCAACUUUGUGUACAAAAUGGAACUCCUCAUGGCUGCCCUGACCCCUUGCUCCUAGACAAAGUGAUAAUCCAAGGGGAUGAUGAUUCUGAGACCAGCGUAAACAAAGUGAAUGUUUGAGAACAGGGCAUACAUUCCAGAAAGCAAUGUUUCUGACAACUGUAUGGAUUUCUCUUUAGUGCUAUUUGAUUACAUCUUUUAUUGCAUAUGCUCUUUGCCAAGGCUGAGAAACACUGCUGUAUGCUGUAUACAGUCUGUCCUGCAAAUUCUGAAUGUUCAAUUAAACUCUGAGAACUUUUGAAAUAAUUAGCCACAUUACUUAAGUUCAAGUUUUAUUAAAUACUUUGUACAAAGGACAUCAAAUUUACAUUUAUGUUUUGUACAUUUAUGUUUCGUACAGUUACUUAAUUUGCUUGGUUACAUCUUUUGAAAAAUGUGUUAAUAUCAUAUUAACAAGGGGAAUCCAGAAUUUUAUUUGGAUCAAAAUAGUAUUUUGCCAUAGCUAUUCUUGGUUUGGCUUGCUCAGGAGCAGAAACAGUGGCAUUAUUGAAAAAUCACUUACAGGCUUGGGUAAUGUUUAAAACCAUUUGCUAAAAAUGAGAGUAAAAAGUUUGCAGACUUAUUCAACCCACUCAGGACUAAUAUCUACAUAGAGUUUACGAGCAACUGCUAUUGAGUUAAAAAUUGAUACAUCCAUUUGGGAGGAGGUUUCAUGGGACGUCUUAGCUAUAGUGAAAAUGUUGGUGCUACAGAAUGGUUCUAUUCCUAUUUGAUUAAAUAUAUUUUCUAAUUUUUUAAAAUAAUGAAUCAGUAUCACUCCUGAAACAUCUGCAGCAGCCAAAGAUGAAUAGAGUCCUAUUACAUCUGGAUGAAGUUUUUAACAGUAAUGGGACUGUCUUAUGUGAUUUCAGUCCGAAGAUAUAUACAGUUAGGAAGUAAAAUGUCAAGACAGGAAUGGAAGUAAACGUUAGAAGUCUAGGUUAAAAUCCAAACCCAGCCAUAUAUCUAAACUGGCCUUGCCACAACUUAGUAAUAAGGAUGCAAUGAGGGGAAAUACAAAAAUAAACGGAAUGUUUAAUAUUGCCAUCAUAAAAUAUUGGAAGUUAGUGAUACCAGAAAUUUCCAGAUAAUAAUUUUUUUUUUUUAAGACUCCAUCAGUAACUGUUCGAUGUUGGUAGUAGUUGGAACCUAAAACCAUGAUAAUGUAUUUUCAAAUAUAAUUUAAUAAAGAAUUGCAGCUUUUCUAAAA